AUGGCUGAUCUUGAAGCAGAUGGGCACUUUGUGCCCGUUAUCAUUGUUGUUGACAUGCAAGAAGACUUCUGCCCUCCUGAUGGAUCACUUGCUGUACAAGAUGGCCGAUCAAUCGCGCCGUUGAUCAAUACACUACUCUCUCAGCCCGGCCUCGUUAUGCGCAUUGCAUCGCAGGAUUGCCACCCGCCAGAUCAUAUCUCAUUUGCUAACAAUCACCCGCCGCCGAAUAAUCGGCCCUUUGAAUCAUUCGUUGAGAUGACCAACCCUCAUCCUUCUCCAGGUCGAGAUCCAGAGACCAAAUUACAGCAACUAUGGCCUGUUCACUGUGUCGAAGGCAGCCCUGGAUUCGCUAUCAUUCCCGAAAUCGAGGCGGAUAAGUUCGACCUUGUGGUUCGCAAAGGCAAGCAUCCACAGAUCGAGAUGUACUCUGUUUUUGCAGAUGCUUUUGGGAACAUCGAUCCCACUGUAACCAUGCAGUCCGUCAGCGCGGAUGUCACCUCCGAGCUCCAGGCCAAGGGCGUUACGGAUGUGUUUGUAGUGGGGCUCGCAGGGGACUUCUGUGUGAGAUGCACAGCCGUUGAUGCCGUCAAAGCUGGCUUCAAGAGCUGGCUUAUCGAAGAAGCAACUAAAUGCGUGGUUCCUGCCAAUUGGGAGCAGACCAAGGACGAGCUUCGUACUGCCGGGGUCUCUGUUAUCAAUCUUGAUCAUCCCACAGUACGCCGAUUAGCAGCCGCAUGA
Messenger RNA from Penicillium chermesinum, 738 nucleotides. Its product is annotated as isochorismatase family hydrolase. The transcript is spliced from 2 exons. NCBI's taxonomy places the organism in Eukaryota, Fungi, Ascomycota, Eurotiomycetes, Eurotiales, Aspergillaceae. The record is from RefSeq and is a predicted model, not a curated record. The coding region runs from base 1 to 738 and encodes 245 amino acids.